AUGUUAUCUGUCUCUAAAAAUCACAACGAAGUGCGUAUGUUCAUGAACAUAAAGGAAUCGCGGUUCGUUACAGCGCCGUUCACGUCUGUAAAUUAUCUAUCUAUCUAUCUAUCUAUCUAUCUAUCUAUGUCUGUACACACCUAUCUACCCAUCUGCACAUAUCUAGUAACAAAGCAAAUCUCUUAUCAACCUGUCUUCUUCUCUCUCUCUUUCUUUCUUUCUUUCUUUCUUUCUAUCUAUCUAUCUAUCUAUCUAUCUAUCUAUCUAUCUAUCUAUCUAUCUAUCUCACACGUAGAUAAUAAAAAAUCCGUUUUUAGAAAAUUACUUCUUAUCUAUCUAUCUAUCUAUCUAUCUAUCUAUCUAUAUAUAUAUAUAUGUCUCUUUUCUGUCUAUCUGUCUAUCUGCACUUACGUGCCUUGGGAAACUCUGUUCAUAUCUAUCUAUCUAUCUAUCUAUCUAUCUAUCUAUCUAUCUAUCUAUCUAUCUAUCUAUCUAUUCUGUGCGUCUUUAAGUUGUACCGAUGAAAAGCUUUUCGUCACAAAUACUUUAACCGAAUAUAUUUUUUCUUUCUUUCUUUCUUUCUUUCUUUCUUUCUUUCUUUCUUUCUUUCGUUCCUUCAUUUCUUCCUUUCUCUUUCUUUCGUUUCUUUCUUUAUUUUUUUCCUUCUUUUCUUUCUUAGUUUAUUCCUUUCUCUCGAUUAGUAUAUUAUUUGCUUUUACCUGUUUCUUUUUGUAUUUUUCAUUUUACUUCCUCCCUUCUCUCUUUCUUUCCUUUUCUUUCUUUCUUUCUUUCCUUUUUUUCUUUGUUUACUUUCUUUCUUUCGUCCCUUUCUUUCUUCUUCUCUGUCUUUUCAUUCCGUUCUUUAUUUCUUUCUUUUCUUAUAUAGUCUCUCUUUCUUUCUUUUCAUUCUUUCUUUCUUUUCUUUCUAUUUUUCUUUUCUUUCAUUUUAUUUUUCUUUCUUUUUCACUUUCUCUUUAUUAA
This is a messenger RNA of Acanthosepion pharaonis, 981 nucleotides long. The record is from the annotation of a GenBank genome assembly. Lineage: Eukaryota; Metazoa; Mollusca; Cephalopoda; Sepiida; Sepiidae.